Messenger RNA from Zeugodacus cucurbitae (melon fly), 6086 nucleotides. Its product is annotated as MPN domain-containing protein CG4751. Lineage: Eukaryota; Metazoa; Arthropoda; Insecta; Diptera; Tephritidae. The transcript has 7 exons. Gene Ontology annotation, biological process: double-strand break repair. The record is from RefSeq and is a predicted model, not a curated record. Gene Ontology annotation, cellular component: BRCA1-A complex; BRISC complex. The coding region runs from base 2518 to 5889 and encodes 1123 amino acids. Gene Ontology annotation, molecular function: metallopeptidase activity; polyubiquitin modification-dependent protein binding.
UUAUAUAUAUAUAUAUUUGGCGUAGAAACCGCUUAAGCGAUUAUAGCCGAAUCCACCAGGUCACUUUGCACUUGGUCUUUCCACCGGAGUGGAGGUCGUCCUCUUCCGCGGCUUCCUCCAGCGGGUACUGCAUCGAACACUUUCAGAGCUGGAGUGUUUUCAUCCAUUCGUACAACAUGACCUAGCCAGCGUAGCCGCUGUCUUUUUAUUCGCUGAACUAUGUCAAUGUCGUCGUAUAACUCGUACAGCUCAUCGUUCCAUCGUCUGCGGUAUUCGCCGUUACCACUGUUGAGAGGACCAUAAAUCUUACGCAAAACCUUGCGAAAACCCCAAGAGUCGUCUCAUCGGAUAUUGUCAUCAUCCACGCUUCGGCGCCAUACAUCAGGACGUCAAUAAUGAGCGACUUAUAGAGUUUGAUUUUUGUUCGUUGAGAGAGGACUUUACUGUUCAAUUGCCUACUCAGUCCAAAGUAACACCUGUUGGCACGAGUGAUUCUGCGUUGGAUUUCAAGGCUGACAUCGUUGGUGUUGUUACCGCUGGUUCCCAAGUAGACGAAACUAUCUACUACUUCAAAGGUAUGACUGUCAACAGUGACGUGGGAGCCAAGACGCGAGUGCGCUGACUGUUUGUUUGAUGACAGGAGAUAUUUCGUCUUGUCCUCAUUCACCACCAGACCCAUACGCUUCGCUUCUUUAUCUAGUCUGGAAAAAGCAGAACAAACGGCGCGGUUGUUGCUUCCGAUGAGAUUCUCUAUUUAGCUCUGCAGCUCGUAUUAUUUUUUCCAACAUCAAGCUAAAGAAGUCGCACGAUAGUGAGUCACCCUGUCUGAAACCUCGUUUGGUAUCGAACGGCUCGGAGAGGUCCUUCCCAAUCAUGACGGAGCUUUUGGUGUUACUCAACGUCAACUUACACAGCCUUGUUAAUUUUGCGGGGAAACCAAAUUCAGACUUCGCGGCAUAAAGGCAGAUCCUUUUCGUGCUAUUGAAGGCAGCUUUAAAAUCGAUGAAAAAAUGGUGAGUAUCGAUUCUUCUCUCUCGGGACUUUUCCAAGAUUUGGCGCAUGUCUGGUCCAUUGUCGAUUUUCCUGAUCUAAAGCCACACUGAUAAGGUCCAAUCAGUUUGUUGAUGGUGGGCUUAAGUCUUACACACAGUACGCUCGAUAGAACUUUAUACGCGAUGUUGAGGAGGCUUAUCCCUCGGUAAUUGGCGCAAAUUGUGGGGUCUCCCUUUUUGUGUAUUGGGCAGAGUACACUGAGAUUCCAAUCGUCGCCCUGGACAUCCGUUACCAGAUUACCUCCUUGGUCCCUACAUGAUAAUGCUCUGGUCUUGAAACCUUCGUUAAGUCGCUUCAUUUUUUCGUAAAAUUUUCGAGCAUUACCUCUGUCUGCCAGCUUCUCAAGCUCUUCGUACUCACACAUUUCGGCCUCUUUCUUUUUACGUCUGCAAAUGCGUCUCGCUUCCCUCUUCAGUUCUCGGUAUCUGUCCCACCCCGAACGUGUUGUGGUCUUUCGUAACGUUGCGAGGUAGGCAGUCUGUUUUCUCUCCACUGCAGAACGACAACUCUCAUCGUACCAACUGGUUUUUUGGCGUUCGUUCGUUUGGCAAGUCGAGUAGAAAAUCGCUCGACUGUCGGUUGUGAUUGCAGCUUUUCGACGUCGAACCUUCCUUGUGUUUGUUGACGGGCGUUCUUUGCUGCACAGAGGCGAGUGCGUAUCUUUGCUGCAACCAGAUAAUGGUCCGAGUCUAUAUUUGGUCCUCGGAGCGUACGCACGUCUAAAACACUGGAGACAUGUCCUCCGUCUAUCACAACGUGAUCGAUUUGAUUGCGCGUGUUUCGAUCAGGGGACAGCCAUGUUGCUUGAUGAAUUUUCUUGUGCUGGAAUCUACAGACAACCAUAUUUCGGGUCCCAGCGAAGUCGAUCAGCCUCAGGCCGUUUGGCGAUGUUUCGUCAUGUAGGCUGAAUUUUCCGACUGUUGUGCCAAAGACACCUUCUUUACCCACCCUGGCGUUAAAAUCGUCAAGCACGAUUUUGACAUCGUGGCGGGGGCAGCGCUUAUAGGUACGUUCUAGGCGCUCAUAGAAAGCAUCUUUGGUCACAUCGUCCUUCUCUUCCGUUGGGGCGUGGGCGCAAAUCAGCGAUAUGUUGAAGAACCUCGCUUUGAUGCGGAUUGUGGCAAGACGUUCAUCCACCGGAGUGGGCAGUACAUAGCCACAGUUGUAAAGGUGGAGCAAAAAGAAAAACAUUUCUUUAUGGUCUCAACCUACAUGGCACAUGAUGAGGACGUACCACCCGCAGCCCUCAGAAAAGUAACCAAAAACAACAAUAGAGAAGAUAUCCUAAUAGGGUGUGACGCCAACGCCAGGCACACCCUAUGAGGCAGCUCCUGUACAAAUACCAGAGAAGCAUCACAUUUGGAACAAAAAGAUGCUGAAAGUGAAGAUGACAAUGACUAUGAGGCCAAAGAGAACUAUGAAGGAUUAAACGGCACCACUCGGAACAUUACAUUACAAACAUUAAUGAGUGCAAAUGUUUUGCAACCGGGUAAAGCGGUAAUGACCAUAGACUAUUUGGGUCAAAAAUUUGUCGGAGAUUUGAUGCCGGACGGUAAAAUAAAGUCACAAGAAACUGAAACAGUAUUUCUUACUCCAAGUGCGUGGGCAGUGCAUUGCAAACGCUUUAUUAAUCCUGAGAAGAAGAGUGGAUGUGGAUGGGCAUCUGUGAAAUAUAAAGGGAAAAAGUUAGAUGUCUAUAAAAAUUCAUGGUUACGCAAAUGUGCGUUGCAGAAAGAUGUGAAUUUGGAUGAUUUAGAAUCAGAAGCUGAUAAGAAGUCGGAUUCUCUCUUGCCUAAUAUUAAACGAACUAUAUGUUCAUACAAUACAGUAAUGAAUCGAAAUUUACCACAUGAUGGCAAUAUGUUAAUAAAAGCAGUUUCGUUUAUAUCAAUGGGCAAAGUACAACCGUUUUUAGUUACAUUUAGUUCCUCGGCUUUGCUGCUGGCAGAUUUCCACUGUCAUUUAACUAUGUAUGAAGUUUGCGGCUAUUUUGGAGGUCACUGGGACAUAAACACGCACACUUUGACUAUAACAAAAGCAUAUCCUUGCCGAAAUAUUCAAACAGCAGCUAAAGAAGAAACUGAUAUAAAAAAUAUGAUAGUAUGUGAUCAACUAUUACUUGUUGGGUGGUAUCACUCCCAUCCGAAAUUUCAAGCGGAACCUUCAUUGCGAGAUUGCGAUUCCCAGUUGGAAUUUCAAAUUCGAAUGCGCGGGUCUUCAGAUGUUACGUACACUCCAUGUGUGUCAACAAUAAUUUCUCCAUACUAUGAUGAAAAUCCAAGCUUGGAAUCCAUAAUAAAAUCUAUUUGGGUUAUGCCGCCGAAUGAGACCAAACAAAUUUUGGAAUAUGGACGGCCGAUGUUAAUGCAAUGUUCUGUCCAAUUGGAUAAGGAAACACCAGCAUAUGUACAUUCUGAACUGCAAGCCUGUGCAGCCUACUAUGCAAGGUCACGCAAUGAACUGAUUAAAUUUAACAGUAUUUUUAAUGAAGGCGUUACUUUUUUAGAAAAGUUAAAACACACAUUAUAUUCAAAAUUUCCUGAAAAAGAGGAUAAAACAAUAUUUUGGAACUGGAUUUGUGAAAUUUUAGGUUGUGCUCAUGAAGACAAUUUUAUUCCUCCAAACACAAUGAAAGUUGUUGGCAAGGAGGGCUAUCAAGCAUUUUCUGUAGCAUAUAAUACUGAGUUAUCUCAAAAUGAAUUCAGAAAAGAUAUAUAUGAUUCCAAGUUUGUUGAACUAGAAAAAAAUGAUCUUGAUAGAAAGGGUGGUGAAAUAAAAGUUAUGUCACUGCAGGAGCAACUCUGUUUACCAUCUGGAUUAAACAUGAAUCCAGUUCGUACAUUUGCACCCUUGGCACCGUCAGGAUCUAGUAAUGUACCAUCGAUAACGACUAAAAAUACAAACAUUUUACCUUACCAAAUAUCUACAAGUUCUGCCGUUACAACUAUAAGUUCAGAAAUACUAUCGCCGUUGUCGACAAUUGGAACUCCUUUACCAACUGGGUCUUUUACGGAAAUAAAUUUGCAUGACAGUCCAAUCACGGUUCCCUCAUGCUCAGCAAGUCCAGUAAAAUCAGAAUUACCUAUAUUAGGGUCACCUUCACCAACGAAAUCUGAAACAUCACUUUAUUCUCAGCUUUCUAAUAGUGCAACGUUACACAGUUCCAGAAAUCAAAAUAUCUCAUCAAACUACGAGACCCAAAAUGCGCCGCAAACACAAUCUGCGGAAGUCCAAUCGGCAACGAAUGAUUUGGUCAACGCAAGCUUAGCAAAAUUAGCUGAUCAGCUAGCACCUAAUUUUAUACCAACUGAUCUGACUAAUAUUUUUCAACAGCAUAGUACAGAUAAGAGUAAUGGAUGUUCUAAUAUUGAUCAAAUCCUUUCAGAAAAGAGAGGAGAACUAAAAGAUAAUUCAUGUGAAACAACUGUAAGUGGUUACUCAAAAAACUUUAACGCAUCACGUUCGCUGGACGUUCAGAAUUUAGAAAUUGUAGGAAACUCUAAAACUAAAGCGGAGCCUUCGAGACUUUCUUCGCCUUCACUGUUCUCAUCUAAUAAUACAAGUUUAUACAAAACAAAGCUUAUGAAAGAAUUGGAUAAUAUAAAAAAUGAUCCCUUAAAAAUGAAUGAACUUAUACGCUCUCCGGAAUAUGCUGCCCUCCUGUUACAUCAGGCUGAAGCACUCGGUGCAACUACUCUCGGAACACUUGGUUUAGGGCCUGAUUUAAAUUUUUUAACAGGCAAUACCCUUGGAUCGAAGCCGAAUCAAACGCAAACUGCCGACUAUAAUAAUUUGGCACAAGUUUCGAAAUUUCUUGGAUAUGAAUCUUGCUUACAACUGGCAAAGGCAGAUGAUUUCAGUUCUUUUAUACAACAGCAAAUGGGCGCUGUUGCAGCUGCUGCAUUGGUAAAUGUAUCUCUUUCAUCAAAAAACCAAAAACAGUCAGAAUCUCCAGUUCAAACCGACUAUGGUUCACUUUUACAAACAUAUUCAAAACUUAUUGAAAAUGAAAAUAAUUUUCGUGGCGGCUCCGUUGGAGGAAAGAUUAAUAACCCACAUAAUGAAUUAUCUGCUUUGCUUUCAGCUGGAACCGAUACUGACAUGGCUUCAUUUGAUUCCAAACUCAAAUCCAAAGACAAUUCUUCACAAAUCCAACAAAAGCAAGGUGAAAAUCAAAAUCAGACUGAAAAUUCAUUUUUCUAUCACCAAAAUAAGGCUGCUUCUCACUUGAGUUCGCUAUUUGCAUCUUCUACACAAACACCUAACCUAUCGUCUUCUAAUAAACUAUGCAAUAAAACGAAUGCCACGAAUAUAUCUGCCAUUGCAGAGCCUUCCAGUUUCUUUAAUACCUUUUCUCAUGAGAAAAUGCAAGAGUAUGCUUUUUUUCAGCAGCAACAUCUUAAGCAAGACGCUAACUUUUUUCUUUCACCAGCUGCUAUGUUAAAAAUACAGAAAGAUUCUCUAUCUGCAAUGAUGAUGAAACCACCUAAAUCAACCUCAUCAUCUGCUCCGACAAUAUCUCGAUCACGUGAAUCUUCGACCUCUCCAGCGCUGGGCUCAAAAAGUUCUGUUAAUAGCGGGAAAUAUAAUUAUAGUGCAAUAGACUUGGCAGUCUCUAGUAUUCAGUCCAACACAUCUGCUCCAAUUCCGGUAGAAGCUAGUAAUAUGAUAUCACAACGAAGGCCUUCAAAUACACCACCUGUUGAUCUCAGCCGUCUUUAUAGCGAAGGUCAAUCUCCAUCCGUAAUUGGUUCUCUAAAAAAACGAAUGGAAUUCUCAUCCAUAGCAGAACUGGCUGCACCACCGCCGGCAAAAAUUUCAAAAGAGUUAAAUUAAAUGAAUGCAGUAUUUUAAAUACACUGAAAGAAAUAUUUUGAAUAUAUUGUAAUCGUAUAAUAACAUUGGAUGUUAAUGUCUUUGCUCUGUCUAAAAUUCGAUAUGCAUAUGGUAAAAAAUAAUAAAAUCAUUGUAAUGUUUUUAGAAAUAAUCUGAAAUAAAAUGUUUUAAUUAACAAGAACAAUAGCCACAAUCAA